This is a messenger RNA of Pecten maximus, 652 nucleotides long. RefSeq names its product keratin-associated protein 19-2-like. Bases 151 to 555 code for a protein of 134 amino acids. Lineage: Eukaryota; Metazoa; Mollusca; Bivalvia; Pectinida; Pectinidae. The record is from RefSeq and is a predicted model, not a curated record. The transcript is spliced from 3 exons.
AAUAUGUCAGUUUUAUUGAAAAAUGGUUCGCGAUAGAAGUACGGGAUCGCUAUAUAAGGGCUGGCGUUUUCGAUUAUUGUCAUUCGUUUCCACCUGCGAAUCAAGAAAUAGCAGCCUUUUCCUACUCUCAUAAAGACAGACGUCAGAAUCAUGUUGAAAUUCGCCGUUCUCGCUGUAUGUCUGGCUUCCGCCAUGGCCCAGUGGUAUGAUGACGAUAAUAUCGGAUUCGGGUUCGGACCCAGUGUCGGAAUCGGACACGGGAUUGGAAUCGGACACGAUAAUGGAUACGGAGGAUAUGGCGGAUCUUCAUACUAUGGAGGGGGUAGAGGCUAUGGAGGCUACGGAGGUAUCUCCAUGGGAGGGUACGGAAAGGGUUACGGAAGGAGAAUAACAGUAUCCAAGGGAUACGGCGGAUACGGAAAUGGAGGAUACGGAAAUGGCGGAUACAUCAUGGGAGGUGGAUAUGGUGGAUAUGGCGGAUACGGUGGAAAUAAUGGAUUCAUCAUCGGAGGAUCAGGAUUCGGAAAAGGAAAGAAAGGUUUCGGAGGUUAUUAAGCCUGAAUGAAUCCUUACAAGAACCCGGCACUCAUGUCUUUGAUUUCCAUUUGUACAUUGUAUGUUGUUUUGUGAGAAAUAAAUGUUACGUAUCAAA